AUGAUGUUUUCUACGAACAUAAAUAAAAAUAUCAAUCGUCAUUUAAUUGAAAUAAAACCUAAUAGAGAAAAUAUUCGUUUAAUUUAUUUAAAUAAUAUUGAACCAACAUUUGAUAUACAAUCAAAUCUACUUAAAAUAAAUCCAGCUACACAAUUUUAUACUAAUAUUCAAUUAUGUAUUGAUUUUAUAAAAACAAUUUCUAAUGAAGAAAUUUUUUUAAUUAUAUCAAAUAUAUUAUUAUCAAAUAUAUUUGAUUAUAUUUAUUUUUUACAACCAAUUAUUGCUAUUUUUAUUUAUGAUGAUAAACAAGAAAUUAAUGAAUUAAAAAUUAAAUAUCCGAAAAUAAUUGAUAGAUAUACAAAUCAAAAUGAUUUAUUAAAAUCAAUUCAAGAAAAAAUUCAAUUUAUUGAAAAACAAACAUUUAUUUAUAGUUUAUUUGAUCAAAAACAUAAAUCAAUAAGAGAUUUAACAAAAGAAUCAGCUACAUUUCUUUGGUAUCAUAUGUUAAUUAAUAUUUUUAAACAAAUGCCACAAAAUGAAUCUUUACGUGAUGAAAUAUUAAAUAAAUGUUCAGAUUAUUAUCGAAAAAAUCGUUUAGAAUUAGAUAAUAUUGAAUUAUUUCGUCAAAAUUAUCAAUAUCAACAAGCUAUUCAAUGGUAUACAAAUGAAAGUUUUUUAUAUAGAUUAUUAAAUCGUGCAUUACAUAUAAUAGAUUUUGAAAUUUUAUAUUCAAUACGUUUUUUUCUUAUUGAUUUAUAUUUUGAAAUUGAAAAUAAAUAUAAAAAUAUUAAAAAUCAAGAAUAUUUAAUUGUUUAUCAUGCACAAAUUAUGUCUAUUGAAGAAAUUGAAAAAUUAAAAAAAUAUAUUGGUUGUUUAAUUUCAAUAAAUCAUUUUUUAUCAACAUCACGUAAUAAAAAUCUUUUAUUAUCAAUAUUUCAACAAAAUUUUUCAACAUAUAUAAAUGUUCUUUUCGAAAUUCAUGUUAAUCUUUCUAAUGAAACAAUUAUUUUAACUGAUAUAUCAUCAUAUAAUUCCAUAUAUCAAGAAAAAGAAAUUUUAUUUAAUAUAAAUUCAUUACUUAAAAUAGAUUCUAUUGAAUAUGAUUCUAUAAAUAAUUUAUGGAAUAUAAAAUUAAUAGCAAAUCAUGAUGAAACAAAACAUAUUAAUGAAUAUUUAAAAUGGAUUCAAAACGAAACAGAUUAUCAUAGUACAAUGAUCUAUUUUGGUCAUCUAUUAUGGAAUAAUCUAGGUCAAAUGACUCAAGCAAAAAAUUAUUUUCACAUAUUAUUAAAAUCUUUAUCAAAUAAUCAUACAGAUAUUCCAAAAAUUUAUAUUGAAUUAGGACAUAUAAAUAAUGAAAUUGGAGAAUAUAACUCAGCAUUACAUAAUUAUCAAUGUGCUUUAAAUAUUUAUCAAAAACAAAUACCAAAAGAUAAUAUUUGUAUUAUUUCAUCAUUAAAUUAUAUUGGAAUUAUUUAUAAACAUAUGAGUAAAAUUGAUCGUGCUAUAGAUUAUUAUCGACAAUCAUUAGAUAUUUAUGAAACUACAUGUUCACAAGAUCAAAAUCAUAUUCAUCGAAGUAAUAUUAUGAUUAAUAUGGGUUUAGCAUAUAGAGAUAAAAAAGAUUUUAAUACUGCACUCAAUUAUCUAACUCAAGCUUAUAAUAUACGAUGUGAUAUUCUUCCAAAUGAUGAUCUAUUAAUUGCAAAUUUAUUGAUAGACAUUGGUAAUAUUUAUCAUGAUAAACAUGAUUUAAAUCAAGUUCUUAAUUAUUAUCAACAAGCUUUAUCAAUUCAAGAACUAGUCUAUCCAAAUGAUCAUUUAAAUAAAGCAAAACUAAUACGAAAUAUUGGUAUUAUUUAUUCUGAUAAACAAGAUUGGCAAAAUGCGUUAAAUUAUUUAAAUCGUACAUUAAAAAUGUAUCAAUGUUUAUUAUCUAUGAAUAUAAAUCAUCCUGAUAUUGCUAUAUGUUAUGGUGAUAUUGGUAAUAUAUAUGAAAAAAUGAAUAAUUUAGAUUUAGCAUUAAAUUAUUAUGAUAAACAAUUUCAAAUUGAAGAACAAUGUUUAUCUUUUAAUCAUUCAAAUCUUAUUAUACAUUUUGAUAAAAUAAUAAAUAUAUUAAAAAAGAAAAAUCAAAUUGAAAAAGCAAUUAAUUUAUGUCAAGAAAAAUUAUUAAUAUUAAAAAAUAUUUUUGGAAUUGAAUAUGAAUCUAAUACACGUAUAGUUCGUAUAUUAAUAUUAAUAGCAACAUUAUAUGAAGAUAAAAAUCCUCGUGAAUCUCAUCAAUAUUAUCAACAUAUUUUAGAAAUUUUUGAACAUAAUAAAAAUGAAGACAUUUUUCAAAUAUGUCUUUCAACAAUGAUUAAUUUUUAUUGGAAAUGUCGAAUGUUUGAUCGUGCAUUAAUAUGUCAAAUGAAAUUACUUAAUCUUCGACGUUCAAUAUUAUCAUCAAAUCAUCAUGAUAUUGCAUAUAGUUUACGUGAUUUAGCACGACUUUAUCGUGUUAUGAAUAAAUCAAAUGAAGCUUUACAAUAUUUUAAUCAAAGUUUACGUAUUCUUCAAACAAAAUAUGGUUCAGAACAUAUUGAUGUUAAAAAUAUUCAAAAAGAAAUUAUCGAUUUAAAAGAUAUUAUAAAAUCUCUAUCAGCUAAUGCUGAUGAUGAUUAUAAUAAUCGUCGUUCUUCGAAUGCACAUAAAGAAUUCUUUAGUAUGCCACAAAAUGAUACAAAUUCUCAAUCAUCUACAUCAAUUUAUGGUAUAAAAAAUAAAUCAUCAACAUCAGACUCAACGAGUGUAGUUUGUGUUAUUAUAUAA
This is a messenger RNA of Rotaria sordida, 2814 nucleotides long. The record is from the annotation of a GenBank genome assembly. NCBI's taxonomy places the organism in Eukaryota, Metazoa, Rotifera, Eurotatoria, Philodinida, Philodinidae.